Messenger RNA from Paramecium primaurelia, 6862 nucleotides. Lineage: Eukaryota; Ciliophora; Oligohymenophorea; Peniculida; Parameciidae. The record is from the annotation of a GenBank genome assembly.
AUGAAAUUUAAAUUUUCUUAAUGUAAAUUCAUUGAACAAUUUAUUAAUAUUUACACAAUAAUAUAAAGUCUUAUUUUAAUCAUGUAAUGUAGGUAAAAAGCAUAAACUUAACAAGCAAGCAAUUAGGAUUAAACCAAAAAAUGAUGAAGAGUCUGAUUAAUUUUUUGGAUUAAUUAAUGAGGCCAUUUCACAAAAGCGACCUAGAUCGAAUAGUAGAUAACAUAAACCUAAGAAGCUUUCGAAGAUGUACUAUUUAAUUAAAUACAAAAGGGAAUAAAAGAGUUAACAUAAUUAUAUUACAUCUUUAAAAGAAAUAUAAUUGACUUAAAAUCAUAAUGAAAGUUAUUGUGAAGGAAUAGAUGAAGAGAUAAACAUUAAUAGAUCAGUUCUUAAUUUCGAAGUAAAGAUUAAAAAUAAAUAUAGCUUAUUGAUGCUAUAGAAUUUGAAAAUAGAAUUGGUAGAAAAUAAGAACAAUAUAAAGUAUAUAGAUCUUUUGAAGGCAUGAUAAAUGAAGAAUAAAACAAUACUAUUUAUCAUAAGUAUAACUAAAAAAGCUAAGAAAACAUUAGAGAUAAUUAAACUGAAUAUUUAAAGUCAUAAGGCUAAUAAGAAAUUUUGAAUGAUUAUAAUGUUAGAUCAAAAAGGAAUGUCCAUUAAGAUAAUUACAAUUUAAUAUUGAUAAAUUCUUAAGGAAUAGAAGCUAUUUUGAAUAAUUUCCAAAAUUAUUUUGAUUCUUAUCCUCUUUUGAAAUUAAGAAAAUACAUAGUUCUUUUGUUAGAGAUUUUAUCAUAGAUUUGUGAAAUCAUAAUAUUAAGUAGAGUGUAUAGAUAUGUAAUGCUUAUUCUAAUUACAAUUAACAUAAUAUUAUUAAUAACAAAGUAUUAUAGUAAUUUUUAUGAGGAAUAUUAAUAAUUUUUUGAUACAUAAUAAGAAGGUAUAAUUUAAUAAUAAUUUAGUGUUUUUUAUAAUAUAUGUUUUAGAAAUAUGUAUAAGAGUUGCAGGACACAAUAUAGUUAACUUUUUAUGUAAAUUUUGGAAUAUUUUUGAUUUGUUAAAUGUAGUGAUUUUGGGUUUAGUAACAUAUGGACUUAUUUCAUUUGAUUUUUCACCUUUAAGAGCAAUAAGAGUAUUGAUAUUCUUAAGUUAAUUAUCUUCAUAAUUAUAAUUAACUUUUAAAGCACUUAUUUAAUCAUUAAGAUAUAUGUUAGAAGCAUUAUUAAUUGUAUUAAUAUUUUGUGUACUUUUUGCUAAUGUUGGUCUACAUUAAUUUGCAACUGCCUUUUACAAUAGAUGUGUUUAUUUAGAAGACGGAUUUAUAUUAACUGAUUAAUAUUGUGGAUGGCUUGAUUGUCCAAAAUAUUCAACAUGUAUAAAUAUUCCAAUAAUAUUUGCACAAGAUCAAAUAACUAAUUUUAAUAAUUUCAUUAAUUCUUUUAUUUCUAUAAUAAGGAUAAUUACAAUGGAUAAUUGGACUGAUUUGAUGUAUCCUACUCUUUAUACUUUAAGUCCAUUGACAUGGAUUUAUUUUGUAUUUGUAAUAUUUAUAGUUGGAUUUUUUGCAUUUAAUUUAAUUAUAGCAAUAUUAAAGACAUAUUAUUCUCAUAUAGUAGCUAACUAUUCAUAAGAUUAAGAUGAUGUUAGAAAAGAAUAAAAUGAUAAAAUUGAAAUUAAUUUGAGAUUUAUUAAAGAUUUAGGUUUUUAUUAAAAAUUAAAAGUACUAUAAAAAGCUAAAUUACAUACAUAAUAAUAAUAAUAAUUAGAUUGUUCUUAAUCUUAGAUUAUAAACAAUUAUACAAUAAAAUAACCCUUUUUAGAUUAAUAAAUGGGUAAUUAAUCAAUAAUGAGUCCUUAAAUAUCAGCUAGAAUAGUAGCUAAGAGUACUGCAAAGAAAAUAUAAAGAUUUACUAAGAAUUAAAUUGAAAAGACAUAAAAAAAAAAGUAAUAUGCUCAUGUUCUUUCAGCUAGACAAAAAAGAGAAAUGGAAGAAUUAAAUAAUUAAUAAAAGAGUAAUUUUAUAGGUAAAAUUAAAUCAUCUUGUAAAUUGAGAUAUAUAAUAUUACCUAAAAGAUCUUUGAUUUUAGAAUAGACAUUUUAAUUUUAAAAUUCAAAUGAAGAAGAAAUGGAAAUUCUACAUUAAUUAUAAACACAUGAUGUUUUAGGAUGGAAAGUAUCAGUUGUAUUUAAAGAUUAUGUUUCUAAUUCUUAAAGUGAAGUUUUAGGAUAAAAAUAAGAAUAUUUAUUAAAAGAAAAAAAAUUAUUAACAGAAUUAUAAAAAAUUAGAUCCAAAAAAAUUAAUUAAUUUUAUUUUGAUGAUGAAAUUCUUAAAUAAUAUUAAAAUACUUGCAAUAAGAUGAUUAGAAAUAGUAUCUUACCUAUUAAUAAAACUAGAAGAAAAAUCAAAUUAUCAACUUAAACAUUUGAAGAAUUAAGGAAUGAUGAAAUAUAAAUUAUAUCUCCAAAGAGACAAUCUUCUAAAUCAUCUAGUGUUGAAAGGAAAUUUAGAAUUCCAAGAAAAACUAUGCAUACAAUAAAAUAAUAGAAGAGUGAUUUUUUUUUUGAAUUUCCAGAAUAUUAGGAAGGUGAACCAUUUAUUUAUUUAAAUGGUGUCAAAAGAAAUUAUGAAUCUGUAUCUAUUCUAAUCAAUAGAACCUUAGAAAAUGAUCAAUUGAUUAUAGAUACAGAUGAUUUGAAUACUUUAUUUUUUUAAUAUUUGAAAUAUCGUGUAAUAAUUAAGUAAUUAUUUAUUAGAGAUUGGAAAUUAAGAAUAAUGCAAUAUGUAAACAAAAUAUUUCAUUUCUUGAUGUUAUUAAGAAUAAAAAAUUAAAUCUUUUAUCUAUUUUUAAAUCAUUAAAUUCUAAAGAAAUUCAUAUUUGGAUGAUAGGUUUUACUGGAUUAUGGAAAUCUAUAUAAUUAAAAAUAAAAAUGUAAUUAAAUAAUACUUUCAUUAAUUUAAUUUUUGAUUUUUCAAAUUUAUUAAGUUUUUGUGUUUUAUGUUCAAUUGGAUAUUUAGAUGAAUAACUUAUAGAAUAAAUUAAUUUUUAUAUGACAAUUUAAUUAAUAAUAUAGAUUUCUUUGAAAUUAAUAAGUUAAGGCAUAAGUAAAAUAAUAAAAAUUUAUUUAAGUGCUUUUUGGAUAUGAAAGUGAGAACAUCUUAGACUCUCUAAUCAUAAUAACAUAAAUUAUUUAUAAUAUAAUUACAAUUAUUGAUAUUCCAUUUAAAGAGAAUUAUGGUAGUGAAAUAAAGGCCCUUAGAGCAACUAAUGCUAUAUUAUUAUAUAGAAUUAUUAAAUAUAAUUAAUUUGUAACUAGAAUUAUGAGAAUAGCAAAAAUUACAUUUAAAAAGUAAUAAUAAUAAUUAAAAUUUAUAGAUAUUUAAGUUUAAUGUUUUUAAUGUUAUCAAUCAUUUUAAUAUUUUCUAUUUUGGGAAUGCAAUUCUUUAUUGAAAAUUUCUAAGAAAAUUAAAGUUUAUCAUAAUUACAUUCUUUUAAGAGUUUUGCAAAGUCUUGGAUGACUAUAUUUAAAAUUAGUACAAAUGAUGAUGCAAUUGGUAUGUUAAAAGUUGUUAUCAAAUUUUAAAAACCUUGGAUAGGUAUCUUAUUCUAUUUUAUAACUGUAUUUACAAUAAAUUAUUUAAUUUAUGGUCUUGUUAUGGCAGUAUUAUUGGAUGCUUUUUCUUCAGAAUUAGAAAUGGUAGUUGAAAAUUAAUAAGAUUAAUCAUUAAUUUUAGCAAGGAAAGUAGGUAUAUAUGAGAAUAUUUAAUUUGAUUGUCAGAAAGACAAUUUUACACAAAGUGAAGAAGAAAUGUAUUUUAUAUAUAUUACUUUUUAGAGUAUAAGAAUAAAGUACUUAACCAACAAAAUCUCAUUCAUCUAAACAUCAUGCAAAAAUAAAUAUUAGAGAUUUACCAGAAACUUCUAAAAAACUAUUUAUGAAAAAGAGAAAAAGAUAAUGUAAAUAAAUAUUAUAAAAUAUUUUUAGAAUUCAUUUAUUAUGAAGAUACUAAAUGUGCAGACUCUUGUUUUAUUUUUUCAUAUAAUAAUAGGUUUAGAAAGAUAUGUUAUAGAAUUUCUAAAAGUAUACCAUUUAAAAUCUUAAAUGAUGUUACAAUCAUUAUAUCUGUAGUAUUUUAAAUAAUAUCUCAUUUUGAAUUAUCAAACAAUCAAAAAUUAUUUGAUUCAAAUUUAAAUGGUUAUUUCAAGAUUAACUUAUUUUUGUAAAACAUUGUUAUUUUAUCCAUAUUUAUAAUUGAAAUCAUUGCAAAAGGAUUUAUACUAGAUGAAGGAACUAUCCUAAGAGAUUUUUGGAAAUUGGUUAAUAUGACAUAUACUACUGCAUAUUUCUUAAGUUUUAUAAGUACUGCUCCUAUUUUUAAAUUAGCACAUCAAUUAAGUAUAAUAUAUAUUAAUAACUUAGUUUUUUGUAGACCAUUAAUGAUGGUUAAUAUGUUUAAUAGUGUUUAAGGUGUAAAAAAUGCUAUGGUUAAAAGUCUAAUUUAGAUUAUCAAUAUAGUAGCUGUUAUUUUAUUAGUUUUUAUGGUUUUUAAUGUUUUUGCUAUGCAUUUAUAUUAAUAAAAAAUGGGUUAUUGUGAAGAUUUAAUGAAUUUUCAUAUCAGUUAUUCAGAAUGCCAAAAAUAAAAUAAACAAUGGAUUAAUCAUCCUUAUAAUUUUGAUAAUUUUGUAAAUGGAUUAUUUACAUUAACUAUGAUAUCUUCAUUAGAUGCAUGGGGAGAAAUCAUGUAAGUAUGUUAUAAUGCCAGUAAUUCAAAUAAAGGUCCUUCUCCUUUUAAAAUCUAAUGGGCAACUUAUUUAUUAUUUGUAACUUUUAUUUUUAUUGGGGCAAUGUUUUUUAUGGGUUUUUUGACUGGUGUUUUAUUUACAGAAUUUUAAAAGUUUACAAAAAAGAUAGAAAAUAAAAAUUUAACUUAGGAUUAAUCUCAAUUUAUAUAAAUAUGUUCAAUUGUUCUGAAUUAGAAACCUGGCUAUUCUCAUGCUCCUCAUUCCUAAAUUAGAAAAUUAGCAUAUAAGUUAGCCUUUAGUAAAUAGUAAUAAAAUUAUAUUAUAAUUUUAGUUAUAAAUAUUAUUAUAAUUGUAUUUUAGUUACAAAUAGUAUUGUAUUAUGUUUUUUAUUUGAUAUUAAUUCAUAAUAUACUAGAAAUUUAGCUAAUUAAUUAUAUUAAUUACAUGCUAUUAUAUUUACCUUUGAUUGUAUAAUAAAGAUUAUGGCAUAUGGAGUAACUAGAUAUUUGGCAUCUAGAUGGAGAUUGUUUGAAUUAAUUAUUACAGUUGUAUCAAUUGCAGAUUUCUUUUAUGAUGUAAAAAAAAGAUGGUUUCAUCUAUUUACAAAUGGGUCUUAAGAUGAAACUAUAAUAUAUUUUGCCAGAGUGUUCUUGAUAUGUAGAGAUAUAAAGAUUUUAUUAAUAUUCUAAGAAUUUAAAGGACUUCAAAGAUUAAUGCGAGUCUUGUUCUUUUCAUCUUCCUUACUUCUUAAAAUACUUUACAUAUAAUUAACUAUAUAAGCUACUUAUGCUUUAGUAGGAACUCGUCUAUUUGGGCAUAUUACAAAAGUAAAUUGAUAUAUAUAUAUAUUUUUUUAGGGUAGAGCCAUUGAUGAGUAUUAUCUAAAUUUUAGGAAUUUUAUUAAUGCUGCUUUAGUCUUAUUUAAAUGUACAACAGGAGAUGAUUGGAGAGCUUUAAUAAUUGAUUGUAGUGGUUCUAAUAUGUAUUGUCUUGAAGAUAUUUAACAAUGCGGUUCUGGAUGGGCAUAUCUAUACUUUUUAUCAUACUAUUUAUUAUCUAAUAUAAUAGUUAUGAAUUUAUUUGUUUUAGCUUUAGUUGAUCAAUUUGAAAGUAUAUAUUUUUAUGAAUUAUAUUAAUAGGUUUUUUUAGUACUACUACAAAUGUAAUAUAAACUUUUGUUGAGAAUAUAGAUCAUUUUUGUAAUUGUUGGUGUCGUUAUACAUAUGAUACUAAAGGACUAAAAAUGCAUACUAGAUAUAUAGGUAGAUUUUUAUUAGAUUUAAAUUAACCACUUGGAGCAUAAAAGGGAGAUAAUAUAUGGGAUGCUGCAAAGGAUGCAUUUCAUUUUAGAAUUAGAGCGUAAUUUUUGAAUAUAUUUUAGAGAUAAAAGAAGUUAUGUAAAUUUUAAUGAAUUAUUAUAUGAAACAUUAAGAUAUGCAUUUUUAGAGAAAGUCUUUAAAGAUGGAACUCCUGCAGGGAAAGCUGAAAUGAAAUUGUUUGAUAUGGCUAUGAAAAGAAAAUUAAAUGAAAAAAUUAAAGAAAAUUAAAAAGGUAAUGAAAAAUAAGGUGAUAUUAAAUUAUUUGAUUCUAUUGAUGGAUCUUUUGAUUUUAAAUACUCUUAUCAGAAUUUUAAUAUUUUAUAAGAAUAUUUACAUUUGCUAAUAAUAUUUAAAACUUGGAAAUCAUAUACAAUUAAUAUAUUUGAAAAGUCAAAAAGAGGAUUAUAAAAUUAUACUGAAUAAUCAAGUGAUGAAAGAUAUGAGUAUAUGUAAUCAUACAGUGUUCAUACAAAGGAUGGAUUAUAAAUAAUGAAUGAAGAGAAACUUUAUGCUUCUUAAGCUAUUGAUGAAUAAAACAAAGAAGAAAUAAUGUAAAAUUUUAAAGAAUCAAAUAAAUAUAGAUUAACAAAUUAUAAUUCUUAGAAUAGUUCUACAUUACAUGGUGUUAUUUAUGAACCUGCAGGAACAAAUCCUACUUCAAUAAUAAGAAUGUAAUCAACAUCUUUAGAGGCAUAUAAUUAAAGUGUUUAAAAAUCUAUUUUAAAAAAGAAAUGUUAAACAUUAACAUUAAAUGAUGUCCUUAUGUAUUAGAACAAAUAAAAGUCAAAUGAGAAUAAAUUAACUUGA